This is a messenger RNA of Soboliphyme baturini, 231 nucleotides long. The record is from the annotation of a GenBank genome assembly. NCBI's taxonomy places the organism in Eukaryota, Metazoa, Nematoda, Enoplea, Dioctophymatida, Soboliphymatidae.
AUGUUCCAACGAGUUCCGGAUCAGCGGUCUUCGGCGGUUGCUGUGCCUCAGACUGUUCGGGAAACUGUCACCACUUUUCGAUGUCUCACACAGGAUGUUGCAGAAGCCAUUGAACAGCCGUGCAAUCUGUACAGAUGCUACCCCGUCAUCAGUGCCUCGUCGCCCACUGCCAAACUGCCGCCUUUGGUAUCGGAAGACAAGUGCCUAGGAUUGUCAUCGCCUAAUUGUUAA